Molecule: messenger RNA, 780 nt
Organism: Trichosporon asahii var. asahii CBS 2479
Lineage: Eukaryota; Fungi; Basidiomycota; Tremellomycetes; Trichosporonales; Trichosporonaceae
Exons: 3
Coding region: 1-780 (259 amino acids)
Cellular component (GO): cytoplasm; nucleus
Molecular function (GO): mRNA binding
Source: RefSeq, a predicted model, not a curated record
AUGAACGCCUCUUGGCAAGAUCUUAAGGACCUCAUGCGCCAAGCGGGUGAUGUUACUCGUGUCGACCUCAAUAUGACCCCAGACGGUCGGCCGAAGGGCAGCGCCGUGGUGGUCUUUGCCGAUCCCCACACCGCCGACAACGCGCUGAGGAUGUUCAAGGGCUUCGACUGGUACGGCAACGUCCUCGACUGUCGCGAGGACAAGUACGCAAGCACGUCCUUCCGCGGUGGUCGCGGAGGAAUGCGCGGUGGCUUCCCGCCGAGGGGUGGCUUCCCUCCUCGCGGUGGCUUCGGAGGACGCGGAGGGUUAGCGGGAGCAGGUGCAUUCGGCGGUGGCUAUGGUGCUGCCGGGGGCGACUUCAACGGCGGUUAUGCCGCCGCUGCGCCCCCGCCUGCAACCGGAAGCUACGCCGACACCGACAGCUUCGGACAAGCGCCCACUGGCCCGGCGUCGCAGGGUGAUGGCCGUGUCAGCACCGGUCUUCAGCCUGUCCCGGCUGAGCCGAGCCAGCAGAUCUUUCUCCCCUUCGCUACAUCGAACGAAGACCUCGUUGAGCUCUUCGAGACUGUCGGCAAUGUCACGCUGGCAGAAGUCUUGAUCGACGGAGAGCGGCCGCGCGGUGAGGGCUUUGUUGAGUUCACCGAUUUAUCUGAGGCCCAGCAGUCGUGUGACCGCUUCAUGGGCUACGUGUACGGUGGUCGGGCGAUCGACGUGCAGUUCGCACCCGAGCGGCACGAGUUCAGUACGACAGCCGCCAAAGGAGGGCAGACGAACCCUUAG